Talaromyces rugulosus is the source of this 1824-nucleotide messenger RNA. RefSeq lists its product as uncharacterized. The transcript has 2 exons. Gene Ontology annotation, cellular component: nucleus. NCBI's taxonomy places the organism in Eukaryota, Fungi, Ascomycota, Eurotiomycetes, Eurotiales, Trichocomaceae. The coding region runs from base 1 to 1824 and encodes 607 amino acids. Gene Ontology annotation, molecular function: transcription cis-regulatory region binding; DNA-binding transcription factor activity. Gene Ontology annotation, biological process: regulation of DNA-templated transcription. The record is from RefSeq and is a predicted model, not a curated record.
AUGGGAAGCGCUUCGUCUCAGGUGCAGAUGGAGGAGGACAUAGAUGCUACAGCAGCAGCUCUCAAGUAUGAAACCCCCGCGAAACCCGCCAAAAAGACUCCUCGCACGUAUUCAAAACGGAAAAGAGCAGCUUCGCCAGAAGGGACUCCGUCUGCAGCGCGGCCCCUGAAUUUGUCCACGGCGCAGGAUAAAGUUGGCUCUGCGAAGCGGCGGCGUGCCGACAAGGAGAAUGGGGAUGUAGGAGCAUCGUUAUCUGGCAAGGAAAACAGAGAGCCCGAUACAGGUGCUGCAUUACCAGGUCGCCAAGAACAGGAACACGAAGAGGGACAGGAACAGGAACAGGAAUCGCAGCCGCCACCGAUGAAGAAAAAGAAAGCUCAAGGAGCAGUAGCAGCAGCAGCAGCAGCAGCUCCGCCGAAUCCGCCUCCAACGCAGCAAUCGCGAUCAACUCCAAGACAAAGGAACCCCAACAAAAAGAUAUCGCAACGAACACUGGAAGCGCGACUAACUCUGCCCGAACAAACAUUCCAACCGGGACACGUUAGCGAAACAAACGAGAAAAAGACCGGCUGGUUCAGUCCACAGGAAAUCAAAACGCUUGAAAAAUACAAGACGGAGUUUUGCCUGGAAAACGUGAUUGACUACGAGACCUUUGACCAAUGCAUCCAAGCAUCCAGCAAGGACCGAGUGGACCUCUUCAAACGAAACCUGAGCCACAUAUCGUACAACGAAUUCUGGAACUCGAUAUACCUGCGUCUGCCCCGUCGCGACCGCCGGUCCAUCAGGCGGUUCAUGCGCCGCCAUUUCCAAGCAGGCCGCAAACCACACCAGUGGACGCCCGCCGACGACAACGAGCUCCAACGUCUCCACCAAAUCCACGGACCCAAAUGGAGCAUCGUCGCCAGCGAAAUGGAACGAACGCACGACGACGUUGUCCAACGCUGGAAAAACAAAGUCGAGCACCGCUCCACCAUGCGCGGCGGAUCCUGGAGUAAAGAAGAAGUCGAAAAGCUGGUUGAAGUCAUCGAAAAGAGCCGAAGUUUUCUCGCCGCGGAGAAAAAACUCAAUGUCGGUAAAGAUAUUUACGAAAUGGACGACAAAUACAUUAGCUGGGGCGCUGUUAGCGAUUUCUUUGGGAAUACGCGCUCGCGUCAGCAGUGCGCGGAUAAAUGGCGCAAAGUUAGGAGUAGAGUGAUAGAUGCGCGCCAGACGGGCAUUGAGGAUGCGACGUAUUUAGAGGUCUAUGAUUUCUCAGUACCGCGAUCGCAGCGGUCUCGGUCAAAGUCGGUGCCGCGCACGUCGCGGAAGAAGAAGUUGAGCUUGGAUUAUGUGAAUUCUGAUGAGGAGGAGGAGCACGAUGGUUCUGACGAUGGUUCUGACGAUGGUUCUGACGAUGACAAUCUGUCUGCGUUGGGACGUUUGCCGCCGCAGACUUUUGCUGGAGAUGAAGAUGAAGAGGAUAUCAGUACCCAAGAACCAGAACCACAGCCAGAACCAGAGCCAGACAGGGACAGCGAGUCUGCUAAUAACCACCACCCCUCGCCAAAUCCAGAGCCUAGUCCAGAGCCUGGGAACGAUAAUGAAAGUGACGACAACAACAACAACACCGCCUCACCCAGCCCAAAAGAAGAAACACAAACAACACAAUCCACCCCAGCCCCUAAAAAGCACAAACGCAGCAAAGCCGAAAAAGCCGAGCAAAAAGCCGCCGCAAAAGCCGCCGCAAAGGCUGAGCGUAAAAGGGCUCGACGAGCCCAAAAGCGAGCUAUGCGAGAGAGUCGUGAAGCGUCCAUCAAACGGGAGAGUACUCAGGAGAGUAGCUAG